AUUCUCAAUCGGUAUUCGCUAUGUUCCUGUGUACAAAUUUAGUGAGGUGAUAACAUCCGGAAGUGAAGAACACAAGUGCAAAAUAGAUUUGCGAAUUUAUAAAUUUUCGAAAUAAAAUGUCGGGCACACCGGACCUCAUCGUGAAGUGGGGAAAUGAGGAGUACGUGAUUAAGGACAUUUUUACUGAUACAACGAUUGCUGAAUUGAAGGCAAGAAUUUAUGAGGAUACGGGGGUUCGUCCUGAUCGUCAGAGGCUCCUGAAUCUCAGGUUGAAAGGAAAAAUCCCAGACGAUGAGCAAACGAUUGGAUCAGUCGGUCUCAAGCCAGGAGUCAAACUCCUCCUGAUGGGCUCCAGAGAGGAGGACAUCGCCGAAGCAAGUAGCCCCCCCGAGAACAUGGGAGAGGUGAUAAAUGAUCUGGAUAAUGAUCCAGAGGGUGAAGAAAUUGUGGUGGAAAAUGCAGAAAUUUAUCUAGCAAAGAUCCACAAGCGAAUCCAGAACUACAAGAUAAACGAGUUGAAUCCUCUUCGUGAAAACAAAAAGCUCCUCGUCCUGGACAUCGACUACACCCUCUUCGAUCACCGCUCAGUGGCAUCUAGUGGGUAUGAGUUGAUGAGGCCAUAUCUCCACGAAUUUCUCACUCGAGUCUACCAUCACUAUGACAUCGUCAUCUGGUCAGCCACCAGCAUGAAGUGGAUCAAUGAGAAGAUGAAACUCCUUGGAGUCACUGAUAAUCCUGACUACAAGAUAGCUUUUCACUUGGAUUACCUGGCCAUGAUAUCAGUCUGCACACCCAAAUACGGCCUCGUUGAUGUCAAGCCUCUGGGUGUCAUAUGGGGUAAGUAUCCAGCGUAUUCAGCCAAGAACACGAUAAUGUUCGAUGACAUCAGGAGAAAUUUCCUGAUGAAUCCCAAGUCAGGACUGAGGAUCAAGCCCUUCAGGCAGGCUCACGUCAAUCGAAGCAAAGACAGGGAGCUCCUGAAGCUCGCUGAGUACCUGGAGCUUGUUGCCGAUGUCCAGGACUUCCAGACACUCAAUCACAGGAAGUGGGAGGAGUACAAGGGGAAGAAACACCGCAGGAGGAGCCACAGACCGAACGAUGAGUUCUGUGGAUAGAUUUGAGUCCUUUGCUUCCUCUCACCGAUUCCACAAGCAUUGAGAUGCUAGGUGAAAUUUAUUUCUUCAAGGAACUGUCAUUUUGGAUCGAUAAAGUAUUUGUCAAAUUUGUUAGAAAUUAUAGGUUAUGAAUGUUUCUAGGAUUAUAAUUCCCAUUGAAUGGGGUAACGCAAAGCUGGAAAAGACUGAAUUCGUCUCAUAAUUUAGUGUUCUAACUGGAGUGUGAUCAGGGAAUAUCGUCUGCUUUGUAAUUAAAAUCGUCUUUGAUAACCACUCCGCUGCUAAUUGGUUGUUAAAUAGCUGAUUUUUGCACAACAAUUGAAGUUCGUCAAAAUAAUUAGUAAUAAAACGAAGUUAUUGGGACUUUGAUUUACUUUGAUUCAUUCGUACUUUGAGAUAUUUGAUUUAUAUGAGUUUUCCAUUGUCUGCGUAUGAAAAAAUGUUUAUGAUUUUUAUUUUUAAUGACAUAAAGUGCAUUAUAAUUGUCCAUUGCAAAGUAAACGUGAAAAUUAUUAAAAAAUAUGUUUUUUUGUA
Messenger RNA from Diachasmimorpha longicaudata, 1649 nucleotides. It is a transcript of the gene Ublcp1, whose product is annotated as ubiquitin-like domain-containing CTD phosphatase 1. Gene Ontology annotation, molecular function: protein serine/threonine phosphatase activity; protein binding. The record is from RefSeq and is a predicted model, not a curated record. NCBI's taxonomy places the organism in Eukaryota, Metazoa, Arthropoda, Insecta, Hymenoptera, Braconidae. The transcript is spliced from 2 exons. The coding region runs from base 117 to 1115 and encodes 332 amino acids. Gene Ontology annotation, cellular component: nucleus. Gene Ontology annotation, biological process: protein dephosphorylation.